CUCCCCGCAUCUCCAUUUCCAUCCAAAGGUCGAAGCCAGAUAUACUGCAAGCGGAGAGAGAGAGAGAGAGAGAGAAUGGUCGCCUGCGCUGUCUUCUCAACCUGGAGCACCACCUCUCCUCUUCCCCACUGCUCUUCCCGGACCCCCACCCGCCGACCCCCUCUCUCAAUCACCAUCCGCAGCUCCACCUCCGACCACCCCACCACCCUCACCACCACCGCGCCGCCAGCUGACCUCCCCCUGCGCAAAAUCCCCGGCGAUUACGGCCUACCCUUCAUUGGCUCCAUCAGAGACCGUUUUGCCUACUUCUACACAGAAGGAUGCGAUGCCUUCUUCCGCUCCCGCAUCAGACGCUACAACUCCACCGUCUUCCGCAUCAACAUGCCGCCCGGCCCCCUGCUCUCCGCCGACCCCCGCGUAAUCGCCCUCCUCGACGCGCUCUCUUUCCCAACCCUCUUCGACACCUCCGCUGUCGAGAAGCGCGAUCUCUUCACAGGCACCUUCAUGCCCUCCACCGACUUCACCGGCGGCUUCCGCGUCCUCUCCUACCUCGAUCCCUCCGAACCCCUCCACGCCCCGCUCAAGAAACUCCUCUUCUUCCUCCUAUCACAUCGCCGCCGAACCCUAAUCCCUGAGUUCCGCCGUACGUUUGGAUCUUUCUUCUCUUCUCUUGAAUCCGAAUUAUCUAAGAACGGGAAAGCAGAUUUCGGUCCAGGAAACGAUCGCGCUUGCUUCGAUUUCCUCUCCCGCGCGCUGCUAGGACGCGAUCCAGUGGAUUCAGCGCUCGGAUCAGAUGCCCCGGGGAUUAUCACGAAAUGGGUUUUGUUCCAGCUUGGCCCAUUGCUUACCAUCGGGUUACCGGGGAUUAUCGAGGAGGCUACUCUCCACUCCUUCCGCCUACCGCCGGCGCUUGUUCGAUCCGAUUACACCCGACUAGUCGAUUUCUUCCGCGAAUCCGCCGGUCCAGUGCUCGACGAGGCCGAUCGGCUAGGGAUCUCCCGCGAGGAAGCCGUGCACAAUCUCGUCUUCUCUGUCUGCUUCAAUUCUUUCGGCGGUAUGAAGAUCCUCUUCCCCAAUAUCGUCAAAUGGCUCGGCCGCGCCGGCGGGGCCGUCCGAUCCAAUGCCGGCGAAAUCGGGAUGCGGGUGAUCGAGGAAGAAAUGCCGCUGGUAAAAUCCGUCGUCUACGAAGCUCUCCGCAUCGAUCCACCCGUGCCAAUGCAGUACGGGAAGGCGAAACGCGAUCUACUGAUCCGGAGCCAUGAUGCCACGUUUGAGGUGAAGACAGGGGAGGUUCUGUUCGGUUACCAACCGUUUGCAACGAAGGAUCCUAGGGUUUUUGAUCGGGCGGAGGAGUUCGUCGGAGAUCGGUUCGUUGGAGGGGAAGGGGAGCGGUUGUUGAGGUAUGUGGUGUGGUCGAACGGGCCAGAGACGGAGGGGCCGACGGUGGAGAACAAGCAGUGUGCCGGGAAGGAUUUCGUCGUGUUGGUGGCGAGAUUGCUCGUCAUUGAGCUGUUUUUAAGGUAUGAUUCGUUUGAGAUUGAGGUGAGUUCGUCGGCGUUGGGAUCGGCGGUGAAGCUGACUUCGUUGAAGAAGCGAGCUUUUGAGGGAUCGGAGGGAAGGUGAAGGCUGGAUUCUUGUUGUUGGUUUGGUUUGGUUUGGUUUGGUUUGGUUUUGUUUUAUUUAAAAUUUUUAAAAUAGUUUUGGAAAUAAUGGGUCGGUUUCUCGUGUUAGAAAAUAUUUUUCGUUCGGAGUGGAGUACUAAUGUAGAGUUAUGUUUGAAUUUUGAUUAAAAUUUAUUGUAUGUCUUUAUCUAAAAA
Phalaenopsis equestris is the source of this 1817-nucleotide messenger RNA. RefSeq names its product allene oxide synthase 1, chloroplastic. Lineage: Eukaryota; Viridiplantae; Streptophyta; Magnoliopsida; Asparagales; Orchidaceae. Gene Ontology annotation, biological process: sterol metabolic process. The record is from RefSeq and is a predicted model, not a curated record. Gene Ontology annotation, molecular function: monooxygenase activity; oxidoreductase activity, acting on paired donors, with incorporation or reduction of molecular oxygen; iron ion binding.